This is a messenger RNA of Nymphalis io (European peacock), 1669 nucleotides long. RefSeq names its product V-type proton ATPase subunit D. The record is from RefSeq and is a predicted model, not a curated record. Lineage: Eukaryota; Metazoa; Arthropoda; Insecta; Lepidoptera; Nymphalidae. Gene Ontology annotation, cellular component: proton-transporting V-type ATPase complex. The transcript is spliced from 6 exons. Gene Ontology annotation, molecular function: proton-transporting ATPase activity, rotational mechanism. The coding region runs from base 107 to 850 and encodes 247 amino acids.
CCAUAGACACACAUUUAUCACCAACUUGUCUUCUGUCAUCAGGUGAUUGGAAUUGGGAGUAAAAAUCCUGAAUAGGGAUAAAACGCCAAUAUUUUCCUAAAUCAAUAUGUCUGGAAAAGAUAAAUUAGCGAUUUUCCCGUCUCGGGGGGCUCAAAUGUUAAUAAAAGCCCGUCUGGCUGGAGCACAGAAAGGCCAUGGUCUCUUGAAAAAGAAAGCAGAUGCUUUACAAGUUAGGUUCCGUAUGAUCCUGGGAAAAAUUAUUGAGACUAAAACCCUUAUGGGUGAAGUAAUGAAAGAGGCUGCAUUUUCAUUGGCAGAGGCUAAGUUCACUACAGGAGAUUUUAAUCAAGUUGUGUUGCAAAACGUUACUAAGGCUCAAAUUAAGAUCCGAUCCAAGAAAGACAAUGUUGCUGGUGUCACCCUCCCAAUCUUUGAGUCAUACCAAGAUGGUUCGGAUACAUAUGAGUUGGCUGGUCUUGCCCGAGGUGGCCAGCAGCUCACCAAGCUGAAGAAGAACUUCCAGAGCGCAGUAAAACUGCUCGUCGAAUUGGCGUCCCUGCAGACGUCUUUCGUAACUCUGGAUGAGGUUAUCAAGGUCACCAAUAGGCGUGUUAAUGCUAUUGAGCAUGUUAUUAUCCCCCGGCUGGAGCGUACACUUGCGUAUAUUAUCUCCGAACUGGACGAGUUGGAACGUGAGGAGUUCUACCGGCUCAAGAAGAUUCAGGACAAGAAGAAGAUUAUUAAAGAUAAGGCGGAAGCUAAAAAAGCUGCAAUGCUCCUGGCUAGCAGAGAUGUGCGCGACAACAUCGCGAACUUACUCGACGAGGGAGACGAAGACUUGCUCUUCUAAAUUCCAUUUAGAAUCCUUCUAUUUAACCUUUUGUAGUGCAAGCAGUCAAAUUGGAGCCAAUCUUUGUAAUCCCAACCUUUAUAUAUUUUUAUUUAUAUGAUUUUUUAAUAGUUUUGUGCAUUUGGUGCAAAUUUUUUUUUUCUACACACUUUCAAUCGUCGCACACAUUUAUAUUAUUAUUUUACAGUAUUAUUUUUAUCUUUAUAAAAUAACUUUUGAUUAUAUUCUUAUUGUUAUAUAUAAUAAGGAAAAUUUUAUUGGAUUUUUUAAUAAGUUUAAUCCAAUAUUAAAUCAUAAAACUACACCAGUAUAAAGGCUUUCCGGUUUGACUGAAUAAAGAAAUAAAAUGAUAUUACAGUGUUCAUAGCUCUGUACAUAUAAUGUUGUCGUUGUUGUUCGCUUGAAAAUAUAAUUUAUCACCUCGUGCUAUGGUUUAAAAUCUGACGGUACGUAAAAUUGGCUGUUCGUGCAUAAAUGUAGAUUCUUGUAUGUAAGCAUUCCAGCAGUUUUUUUUAGUGGAUAAAUUUUAAGUUUUAUUUGUCAAGCUACGAUAGAAAUGAUAACAUUAAUUUGUUAUCUGGAACCAUUUGUUAUCUGUGUCACAUGAAUUUAUAUUAUCUGUAACAUCCGUAGUUUCAAAUAAAACGAUGAUCGGGCCAAAGACCGCGUAAGCUUCAACUUAAUGCUUAUUGAGCAUAAAUCUGUUUAAGUACACCCGAAAUAUUUAUGGUUUUUAAAUUGUUGUUUGAUAAUAGAUCAGUAUAUUAUAAGUAAUCAUGUAAAUACAAGUUGGUGAAAUAUUAAAUAUUAUUAUUGAGA